AUGGCUGAGCCUACCGUUUACAAGAUACGCUAUGCCCGUCAUGUUUUGUCCGAGUCAAACGCCGGUGACAACUCGGGCGUAGACUUACACGAUCCGGUUCUCACUACAGCGGAGAGAGAGGAGGACUGGAUCAAGGAUAAAAAGUUGGAAGAGGCAAAGCGCGGAACCGGCAGAAAAUGGGCAGAAGGCAAAAUGAGGGGCCAGUUCCUCCAGCACGAGAAGAAGAGCCGCGUCUUCAUGGUCUCCCCUCUGACCAGGGCCAUACAGACAUUUCUCCUGUCCGUUACCGAGCAAGAGCUGCGAGGUUCCCGGAUUAUUGUUGAGCCCCUCUUGAUCGAGCAGACGCUCUGGUUCUCAGACAGGGCUCGAGCCGUUACCAAGAUUCAGGACAUGAUUGAGCACGAGCUUGAAUACAGAUUCAAUGGUCGCCUAAAGAUGAACGACCUCAAUAUCAUAUGGGACAGGAUGAUCCCGUCAGAGACAAAGGACAAUGAAAGACUGGACAGGCCUUGGCACCUCAAGACUAACGGCUGGGCACCCGAGAACUUGCUCGAAAGAGGAAGGCUCGCCGUUCAGGUAAUCUUGCAGGAAUGCAAGAACUUCGAGUCGUACACGGGUCGAUCAUACACCGACUAUGAUAUUUGUGUUUUUGGGCAUGGUGGUUUUGUCAACUACAUGACUGACAAGAUCGGAACCGUCGACGUCAAACUCAAAGUUCCAAGGCUAACAGACUGGAAGACGGGUGAGGUGAGAGAAUUCAAGAUUUACGACUACUACACAUGUUGCAGCUUGAUGGUUGAGGAAAAAGAUCUGCCACUCACGAGCCAGGAGGCUGCUGUAGUGAACACCAAGAGACGUGACCUCAAGGACUUCAUCACCAACAUGGUUCAUUACAAUCCUGAGCAGGAGCUGGAAUUCAAGAAGGGACUGAAUGCCUAA
Pestalotiopsis fici W106-1 is the source of this 939-nucleotide messenger RNA. RefSeq lists its product as uncharacterized. The transcript has a single exon. The record is from RefSeq and is a predicted model, not a curated record. Lineage: Eukaryota; Fungi; Ascomycota; Sordariomycetes; Amphisphaeriales; Sporocadaceae. Bases 1 to 939 code for a protein of 312 amino acids.